GCGAGCUCCUUGAUCUCGAGUUGUAUCCUGAUGCUAAGGAGAUCUCUGAAUCAAUGGCUGCGUUCCAUGCGGUCAGACGCCACGUGGCUGCUCUCAAUAUUGGGAUGAAUGACAACAACGUUGGCUGUGUUGUGGUUGGUGAUGGCAGCACGCCGAGAACCGCAGCGCUCUUCGCGUAUCGAACGAGUUGGCAGGUGUGGUCUAUUGAUCCCCAGCUAGACGCGAGUCGAUACGAAGGGAAGGUGAAUAGACUUCAUUUGCUCGAUAGGAAGAUCGAGGACUGUCAACUCUUCAAUGCUAAUGUCAAGGUUUGGGUGAUAGUAUGUGUUCACGCGCAUCUACGAAGUUUACAGGACGCAGUAAAUUGCUGCAUAGCCCCUGGGAAAUCUGGAAAACUAGCGCUGGUCGUGGCGAUGCCAUGCUGUAAUAACUACUCUACGAUGCUUCUCGAUUGCAAGAAGAACGAGCUCGGGCCGAUGGAAGAAUAUAAGGACUGGGGAAUCAUGUCGCCUCAUAGGCUCAUUCGAGUUUGGAUGGCUUCCGAGUAUGUGGUGAAGUCUACUGCUGCGAGCACUGUAGUGGACGAGAGUUUGCGGACCAGCACUGCGAGGAGUAAAGGAGGAUCAGUAAGAGCACAGAGGAGCAGAAAGCGUCGAGAGCAGGAACAGUUGGGCGCUACGUAUUCGGCGUGA
Perkinsus marinus ATCC 50983 is the source of this 692-nucleotide messenger RNA. RefSeq lists its product as hypothetical. The annotation marks the transcript as partial. The record is from RefSeq and is a predicted model, not a curated record. The transcript has 4 exons. NCBI's taxonomy places the organism in Eukaryota, Perkinsozoa, Perkinsida, Perkinsidae.